AUGCAGUAUGCUGCACAAAUUGAUCCCAUAAAUUUUGGUCUAACGAGACAACCUCCAAGGCUCCAGCAGGAACCGGAGUCUCCUUCCCUGCCAACCACACUCACAGUGGAAGACUGCUGUGCGGCUGCGCCCAACUCGCGUGCUCCAAGCUUCCAAACCAAGCAAACCCCACGCCAUCCCCCACCCGAGAGAGAAGGAAGGCUCGCAGCGCAAAACUCCAUCCACGCCGAGGUCCCCGCCGCAAAACGAAACCCCCGACCCUACCCCCCCUCGCCGCCGCCGCCGCCGCGAGCUCGGGUACCGACCCUCCCCAGCUGCCCCAUUCCAAUGCGACGGCGGCACCCGCCGCCGCCGCCGCCGCUUCCGAUGGCCACCCUCCGGUCCCAAACCCUACCCACCUUGCUGCUGCUGCUGCUGCUGCUGCUGCUGCUCGUCACAGCCGUUCGAGCUUCUGGUGGAGGCGGAGACGGCGAGCGGGAGUCCUUGCUUCGCUUCAAGGCGGCCGUGACGGCGGACCCGGGCGGGCUCCUCCGAGACUGGUCCCCGGCGUCGGCCGACCACUGCCGCUGGCCGGGCGUGUCCUGCGGCGCCUCCGGCGAGGUCGUCGCGCUCAACUUCUCCUCCUCGUCCACCGGCCGCCUCUCGGGCGCGCUCUCCCCGUCUGUCGCGGCGCUGCGGGGCCUCCGCGUGCUCGCGCUCCCCUCCCACGUGUUCUCCGGCCCGCUCCCCGCCGCGAUCUGGUCGCUGCGCCGCCUCCUCGUGCUCGACCUCUCCGGCAACCGCCUCCACGGGGAGAUCCCGCCGUCGCUCGCCUGCGCCGCGCUCCAGACGCUGGACCUCGCCUACAACCGAAUCAACGGCUCCCUGCCCGCUGCGCUGGGCUCGCUCCUCGGGCUGCGCCGCCUGUCGCUUGCCUCCAACCGCCUGGGCGGCGCCAUCCCUGACGAACUGGGUGGUGCUGGUUGCCGCAGCCUACAAUUCCUCGAUCUCUCUGGUAACCUCCUCGUCGGUGGCAUCCCCCGGGGCUUGGGGAACUGCAGCAAGCUGGAGACGCUGUUGCUGUCAUCCAACCUGUUGGAUGAUGUCAUCCCGCCGGAGAUUGGAUGGCUCAGGAACCUACGGGCUUUAGAUGUGUCAAGGAACAGUUUGAGCGGCCCGCUACCUGCGGAGCUUGGUGCUUGUGUCGAACUAUCAGUGCUAGUUUUGUCCAAUCCUUAUGCGUUGGUUGGUGAUUCGGAUGUGUCAAAUAAUGGGGAUGUUGAGGACUUCAACUAUUUCCAAGGAGGGAUCCCGGAUGUUGUCGCUGCGUUGCCGAAGCUGAGGGUGUUAUGGGCGCCAAGGGCUACACUGGAGGGGGAGUUGCCGAGUAAUUGGAGUUCUUGCCAGAGCUUGGAGAUGAUGAAUUUGGGAGAGAAUUUGUUCUCUGGUGGUAUUCCUAAAGGGCUGUUGGACUGCGGGCAUCUGAAGUUCUUGAAUUUGAGCUCGAAUAAGUUUACAGGUUCAGUUGAUCCAUCACUGCCUGUGCCUUGCAUGGAUGUAUUUGAUGUCAGUGGAAACCGACUGUCUGGCUUGAUUCCAGAGUUCAUCUCAAAGGGUUGCCCUUCAUCUCAGCUCCCGUUUGAUGACUUGGUGUCAGAGUACUCUUCUUUGUUUUCAUAUCAGGAGAUUGCUGGCUUCUUUUCAUUUUCGUUAGUCACGGGUACAGAUAUGACGAGUUGCCAUAGUUUUGCCCGGAACAAUUUUACUGGAACAGUGACAUCCUUGCCGCUUGCUGCUGAGAAGCUGGGAAUGCAGGGGGGCUAUGCUUUCCUUGCUGAUGGGAAUAAUCUUGCUGGUGAGUUGCAACACAGCCUAUUCAACAAGUGCAACAGCUCAAGGGGAUUCAUUGUGGACUUUAGCGACAACCUGAUAACAGGAGGGAUUCCUGUAGAGAUUGGAUCACUGUGCCGUUCUCUUGUUGUUCUUCGUGUUGCUGGCAACCGGCUUUCUGGUUUGAUACCAACAAGUAUCGUGCAGUUGAAUUAUCUUAUCAGCUUGGAUUUGAGUAGGAACCAGCUUGGUGGUGAAAUUCCUAGUAUUGUAAAGAAUCUGCCACAUUUGGAACUCCUCUCUUUAGGCCAUAACCUUCUUAAUGGAACUAUUCCAAGUGAUAUUAAUCAGCUGCGCUCUCUGAAAGUUUUGGACCUGUCCUCAAACUUCCUCACAGGGGAGAUUCCUCGUACACUUGCUGACUUGACAAAUCUCACUGCGCUCCUCCUUGACAAUAAUAAGCUUACUGGGAAGAUACCAGCUGAAUUCGCUAAUUCGGCAUCUCUUACCGUGUUUAACGUGUCAUUCAACAAUUUGUCUGGUACAGUGCCAACAAAUAACAGUACAGUUGGAUGUGACAGCGUUAUUGGGAAUCCUUUGCUACAAUCUUGUCGAAUGUAUUCCCUUGCAGUCCCGUCAGCUGCUCAACAGAGUCGUGGUCUGAAUUCAAAUGAUAGUGAUACAGCGCCUGCAGAUUCACAAAAUCAAUUAGGAAACAGUUCAUUCAAUGCAAUUGAAAUAGCUUCGAUAACAUCUGCAACAGCUAUUGUCUCAGUCCUUCUUGCUCUGAUUGUACUCUUUGUUUACACAAGAAAGUGCGCUCCCCGCAUGGCAGGUCGAUCAUCUGGAAGAAGAGAAGUCAUAAUCUUUCAAGAAAUUGGGGUGCCCAUCACUUAUGAGACUGUUGUUCGAGCUACUGGAAAUUUCAACGCAAGCAAUUGCAUUGGAAGUGGGGGCUUCGGGGCCACUUAUAAAGCUGAAAUUUCACCUGGAGUGUUGGUAGCUAUAAAGAGGCUCUCUGUUGGAAGAUUCCAAGGAGCCCAACAGUUCCAUGCUGAGAUCAAGACUCUAGGGAGAUUAAGACAUCCCAAUCUUGUUACCUUGGUAGGCUACCAUCUUGGUGAGUCUGAAAUGUUUCUGAUAUAUAACUACUUGCCUGGAGGAAAUCUUGAGAGAUUCAUACAGGAGAGAUCAAAGAGACCUGUAGACUGGAAGAGGCUGCACAAAAUUGCUUUGGACAUUGCGAAAGCACUUGCUUAUCUGCAUGACACUUGUGUUCCCAGGAUCCUUCAUCGUGACGUGAAACCAAACAAUAUUUUGUUGGACACUAACCAUAAUGCUUACCUCUCAGACUUUGGACUGGCAAGGCUGCUGGGAAAUUCAGAAACCCAUGCGACCACUGGUGUAGCUGGGACUUUUGGGUAUGUUGCUCCAGAAUAUGCUAUGACUUGCCGUGUUUCAGAUAAAGCCGAUGUCUACAGCUAUGGUGUUGUACUCAUGGAGUUAAUAUCAGACAAGAAGGCCUUGGAUCCAUCUUUUUCUCCUUACGGUAAUGGAUUUAACAUAGUUGCCUGGGCCUGCAUGCUGCUCCGUCAAGGCCGUGCUCGUGAAUUUUUCGUCGACGGCCUGUGGGAUGUGGGCCCACAUGAUGACUUGGUAGAGGUGUUGCAUUUAGCAGUAAUGUGCACUGUUGAAUCGCUCUCUGUGCGACCAACUAUGAAGCUAGUUGUUCAACGGCUAAAGCAACUUCAGCCUCCAAUUCGUGAACACCGGUAAGAAUGCUUGAUUCACAUACUGAACUUGUAGAAGGUAAAGAUAGCUGUAACUUGAAGCCCUUGAUGAUUUUUUUUUUCUUCUGAUCAUUUGUUUAACUAGAUUCUAUCCGGUAGAUGCCAGUGUUGUAUAAUACUCCAGUUUUCGACUUAACUGCCCACUAAUGUAUCUGCAGAUAAGAAGAGCAGAUGUAAAUUAACAAUCUUAAUUCUAAAGAUUCCAUUUUAAGAUUGCCUGA
This is a messenger RNA of Brachypodium distachyon (stiff brome), 3820 nucleotides long. Its product is annotated as LRR receptor-like serine/threonine-protein kinase RPK2. Lineage: Eukaryota; Viridiplantae; Streptophyta; Magnoliopsida; Poales; Poaceae. The record is from RefSeq and is a predicted model, not a curated record. The transcript has 2 exons. Gene Ontology annotation, biological process: protein phosphorylation. The coding region runs from base 1 to 3585 and encodes 1194 amino acids. Gene Ontology annotation, molecular function: protein binding; ATP binding; protein kinase activity.